Molecule: messenger RNA, 1395 nt
Organism: Acanthosepion pharaonis
Lineage: Eukaryota; Metazoa; Mollusca; Cephalopoda; Sepiida; Sepiidae
Source: the annotation of a GenBank genome assembly
AUGCUUGUACGGGAAUAUUUCACUCGAGUCCUUUGUCGGUGUGUGCUUUUUUGCCUGCCUUUGCAUGACAUAUUAUGUACAAGAUGGAAGUCUGUAAACAAAAGCCUCUCUCCACGAUGGCUAAACGAAAGAAGGUCUUCAUUCAUUUGCUUCUCCAGAAGCAACCAUUCAUCCUGUCUGUCUGUCUCUGUAUCUCUGUCUGUCUGUCUGUCUCUGUGUCUCUGUCUGUCUGUCUGUCUCUGUCUGUCUAUGUGUCUCUGUCUGUCUGUCUGUCCGUCUCUCUCCUUAUCAUUUUUCUCCUCAUCGUUUCUUACAAGUCUUUCCAUCAUCUACCGAUCGACCUCUGUCUACCGAUCUAAGUAUAUGUUUUUUUCGUAUGUAUCUCGUACUAUCUGCUGUUCUAAUCCUUUUCUUCUCAUAACAAUACAACCAACUCUUUCUAACAUCUAUCUAUCUAUCUAUCUAUCUAUCUAUCUAUCUAUCUAUCUAUCUAUCUAUCUAUCUGUUAUGUAUUUUAUCUAUCUAUCUAUCUAUCUAUCUAUCUAUCUAUCUAUCUCAGUAUUUUAUUCAUCUAUCUCAGUAUUUUGUCUAUCUAUCAAUCUCAGUAUUUUAACUUAUGUCAGUAUAUUAUCUAUCAAUUUAUCUAUCUAUCUCAGUAUUUUAUCUAUUUAUCUAUCUCAGUAUUUUAUCUAUCUAUCUAUCUCGUAUUUUAUCUAUCUAUCUAUCUCAGUAUUUUAUCUAUUUUCAGUAUUUUAUCUAUCUGUCUGUCUAUCUAUGUAUAUCAGUAUUUUAUCUAUCUAUCUAUCUAUCUAUCUAUCUAUCUAUCUCAUAUUUUAUUUAUCUAUCUAUCUAUCUAUCUAUCUGUCUGUCUCUCCUCAUUUCUUAUUGUUUAUGUCUAUAUUCCUGCCCCGACACCUACCUAGCUAUCAAUCAAAACUGGUUCUUAUCUAUCUAUCUAUCUAUCUAUCUAUCUAUCUAUCUAUCUAUCUAUCUAUCUAUCUAUCCCAGCUUCUUCAUCUAUCUAUCUAUCUAUCUAUCUAUCUAUCUAUCUAUCUAUCUAUCAAAGUCAUCAUUAUCUAUCUAGCUCAAAUCUUCAUUAUCUAUCUAAGUUUUUUUUCAUAUACGUAUAUUUAUCUUUGUUCAUAUCUAUCUAUUCUGUUCAUAUUUAUGUGCCUAUCUAUCUAUUUCAGUUUUUUCAUAUAUGUCUGUUUUUUUUUCAUAUCUAUCUAUCUAUCUAUCUAUCUAUCUAUCUAUCUAUCUAUCUAUCUAUCAGUCCUCCACUGCGUCGUCGGCCAUGUGAGGCGACUAUUCAGCUGCGUUCUAUGGCCACAUGUGGAGCUGGCUUGCUGCACGUGGAUGUGCCUGGCCAGAACUUCGCAACCAUAUGAGACUUAA